AUGCCUACCUUAAGAGAAGAUUCUGUUUAUCUUGCCAAAUUAGCCGAACAAGCUGAACGUUAUGAAGAAAUGGUCGAAAACAUGAAGACCGUUGCUUCGUCUGGACAAGAAUUGUCUGUUGAAGAGCGUAACUUGUUAUCGGUUGCUUACAAGAAUGUUAUUGGUGCACGCCGUGCAUCAUGGAGAAUUGUGUCGUCGAUCGAGCAAAAGGAAGAAGCUAAGGGCAAUGAAAGCCAAGUUUCGUUAAUUCGCGACUACCGUUCUAAGAUCGAGGCUGAAUUAUCCAAGAUCUGUGAAGACAUCUUGUCGGUUUUAACCGACCACUUGAUUUCAUCUGCUCAAACUGGUGAAUCCAAGGUUUUCUAUUAUAAAAUGAAGGGUGACUACCACCGUUACUUGGCCGAAUUCGCCAUUUCUGAAAAACGUAAAGAUGCCGCCGACAUGUCGUUAGAAGCUUACAAGUCCGCAUCAGAUGUUGCUGUGACCGAAUUGCCACCUACUCAUCCAAUUAGAUUAGGGUUAGCUUUGAACUUUUCUGUUUUCUACUACGAAAUUUUAAAUUCUCCAGACAGAGCCUGCCAUUUAGCCAAACAAGCCUUCGAUGAUGCUGUUGCUGACUUGGAAACUUUGUCUGAAGAUUCUUACAAAGAUUCUACGUUGAUUAUGCAAUUAUUGAGGGAUAACUUAACUUUAUGGACUGACUUGUCCGAAGCCCCAGCCCCAACUGAAGAGCAACAACCUUCAGAAUCAAAAGCCGAUGAAGAAUAA
Debaryomyces tyrocola is the source of this 768-nucleotide messenger RNA. The record is from the annotation of a GenBank genome assembly. NCBI's taxonomy places the organism in Eukaryota, Fungi, Ascomycota, Pichiomycetes, Serinales, Debaryomycetaceae.